GGAUUCUCCAUCUCUCCCUUCCUGUUUUGAGAGCAGUGUAUUGUGAAAGCCAACUGAGUGACUGGCAAGGGGGAAAAAUCCAGACUUUGGUUCCAUAUUUCUGCACUGAUCCUGGAAGCAUUCUGUGCCUGAUCCUGCUACAGCUUGCAGAAGAAGGGAGCCUUGCCAUUUUUGGGGGGGUCUACCCCCCCUUUGACAUUUCUUUGCUCAUGGCUGAGACUAAAAUCAUCUACCACAUAGAUGAAGAAGAGACCCCUUAUCUGGUAAAACUGCCUGUGUCUCCUGAAAAAGUCACCUUAGCAGAUUUUAAAAAUGUCCUCAGCAACAGACCUGUGCACAAUUACAAAUUCUUCUUCAAAUCUAUGGACCAGGAUUUUGGAGUGGUCAAAGAAGAGAUUUCGGAUGACAACACUAAGCUCCCGUGUUUUAAUGGAAGAGUGGUGUCCUGGCUGGUUUUGGCAGAAAGUUCACACUCAGAUGGAGGCUCUCAAAGUACGGAAAGCCGGACAGACCUUCCCCCUCCGAUCGAGAGAACUGUUGGAAUCGGAGACUCACGCCCGCCGUCCUUUCACCCUAAUGCUGGCAGCUGUCGGGAUGGUCUAGACAAUGAGACAGGAACAGACUCUGUAGUGAGCCACAGGAGAGAACGUCAUCGGCGGAAGAACAGAGAAGCACAUGAUGACGUUCCAAGAAUCAAUGGGCACCCCAAAGUGGAGCGUAUACGGGAGACUGGAGGAUAUGACAGCACGUCCACCGUGAUGAGCAGCGAGCUGGAUUCCAGCAGCUUUGUGGACUCUGAUGAGGACAACACUAGCAGGUUAAGCAGCUCCACGGAGCAAAGCACAUCCUCAAGACUUAUACGGAAGCACAAACGAAGGAGACGGAAGCAGAAGAUGAGGCAAAUCGACAGGUCUUCAUCGUUCAGCAGCAUUACAGACUCGACCAUGUCCCUAAAUAUCAUCACCGUCACACUUAAUAUGGAGAAAUACAACUUCCUGGGGAUCAGUAUUGUGGGGCAGAGCAAUGACCGUGGAGAUGGAGGAAUCUAUAUUGGAUCCAUUAUGAAAGGUGGCGCUGUAGCAGCAGAUGGACGCAUUGAGCCUGGAGAUAUGCUUCUACAGGUCAAUGAUGUCAAUUUCGAGAACAUGAGUAAUGAUGAUGCAGUCAGGGUUUUAAGGGAAAUUGUAUCCAAACCAGGGCCAAUAAGCCUCACUGUAGCUAAAUGUUGGGAUCCCACUCCCAGGAGCUACUUCACCAUUCCAAGAGCGGAACCCGUGAGACCAAUAGACCCGGCCGCCUGGAUCACUCAUACCUCAGCCCUGACGGGAACAUACCCCCGUUACGGUAUGAGCCCCUCCAUGAGUAUCAUCACAUGCACCAGCUCCUCAUUAACAAGCUCUAUACCUGAGUCGGAAAAACUGGAAGAGUCUUCUCUAUCGGUGAAGAGCGACAUGGCGACUAUAGUGAAAGUAAUGCAACUGCCAGAUUCAGGACUGGAAAUCCGAGACCGUAUGUGGCUAAAGAUUACAAUAUCCAAUGCGGUCAUUGGUGCUGAUGUAGUAGACUGGCUGUACACUCACGUAGAAGGCUUCAAAGAGCGUCGGGAAGCUAGAAAAUAUGCCAGCAGUAUGUUGAAGCAUGGCUACCUCAGGCACACAGUCAACAAGAUCACCUUCUCAGAACAGUGCUACUACGUCUUUGGAGACCUGUGUGGUAAUGUGGCAGCACUGAAUCUAAAUGAUGGGUCCAGUGGGGCAUCUGAUCAGGACACUCUGGCUCCCCUCCCGCAGUCCGCUGCUCCCUGGCCUAUAGGUCAGGGAUAUCCCUACCAGUAUCCUCUAGCACCACCUUGCUUCCCCUCAACAUACCAAGAGCCAGGAUUCAGCUAUGGCAGUGGCAGUGCAGGAAGCCAGCACAGUGAAGGCAGCAAAAGCAGUGGCUCCAGUCGCAGCAACAGAGAGGGAAAAAGGUCAUCGGGCCGAGAGAAGGACCGCAAGUCCAACGGCAGUGGCAGCGGAUCUGAUCGUGCCACCAGCAGUGGAGGACGAAAAAGUGAAAGGCCAUUGAGCCAACACAGUCACCGGAGUCACAGCUCAGUGCCACGUAGUGAACGCAGUCACCGAAGCAGCCACCACUCUCAUGGUGCCCCGGGUCUACCCCCUCUUUAUACCCUGCCAAAGAUUGGAAGUAAGGUGUAUGGCACCAGUGGCCCACCAGGGGGACCCCCUGUCCGUGAGCUUAGCAAUGUUCCCCCAGAACUGACCGGAAGCCGACAAUCCUUUCAGAAGGCCAUGGGAAACCCCUGUGAAUUUUUUGUGGACAUCAUGUGACAACCAAAGUGCCUUCUGAGUCAGCCUCUAGAACCCCUAAGGAAGUUUAGAAUCUUAAAAAUUCCGUAUUAUAAAACGAUUACCACUGCCAUAUCCAGCUGCCAAGCCAUACCGAAUGGAAGAACUGAAAGCAGCUCCAGCGCACAGAGAGAGAAGGUUUUAGAUGUAUAGGUCGUUAGCACAUUUUGGAGAGGUCCUCCGAAAGACACAAGCCUAAUAAGGUCCAUUGUCCUGCAAUUCAAAAUAACCCUGGGUGGCUGUAAAGUUUGCUGUCCUAACUAUCUUGUGAACUCAAUGGGAAAUGGAUACAGUUCAGACAUUCCUCAAAGGGUAGUUGAUGGCCAAAAGACCGUAUCCCUUGGAUUGACCAUGAAUGCAAUGAACAGAAGCGGUUCCUCAUAAAUAUCAUUAUAUCAUAUUUAAAGGGGCUCUGGUGGAAUAGAUUAAUAGUCCAACUAACAGAGCACUAGACGUUCUCACUUAGAAGAGAGGGAUUGUACAUACUGUCUAGUCCCUGUUAGUGGACUAGAUAAGCAACCGCCUUUCCCUGAAGCUGUGGACCUGGAAAAUAAGGGACCACAUUUUAAGAGUGGUUAUAGUGUACACAGAGUACGGGGCAAAAGUCCAGCUUCUGAUUGUAUAGCUCUAAUUCACCCAAACAGGAAAGUGAAAAUGCCAAAAUUGCCCACAAACAUUAGAAUCUUAAGGUAUUUAAAGGCAACCCGAAGGCUGGGUCCACACAGCAUUAAAAAUUCCCACGCAUUUUAUUUACGCUCAACUGUAAUUCCUUUCAUAAAUAUUUUUGCGGCAGUUUUUUCCCCAAAUUUGCGGCAACAAAAAACACAGCUGAAGAUGCGAGCAUAAAUAAAAUUUGCAUGCAUCUUUACAACGUGUGGACCCAGCCGAAAGCUGUAUGCCGGUCCAUAUAUUCAGCUAUAAAAAAAAAAAAAACAACGGCUAUUUUAAUGUAAAGAAAAACAGCAGAACAUUUUUGCCGUUUUAUUCUUUUGGUACAUUUUAUAAGCCUUUGUUUGCAUUUUUUUAAAUUGUUUUCAUUUGUUAGUUUUUUUUGCUACAGAAAAUACUAUUAAGCAAUUUGCAAAACAGCCUUUUUUUUUUUUUUACUACAAAAUGGGCAAAAAAUAUGUGAAUUUUUUUUCCAAAAAAUUUACGUUUUGAUAAAAAAAACUUCUAAGAGAAAAAAAUCUUUAACUGAAUCAGAAUUAUUGGCUGUUUUUCUUGAGUUGAGUUUAAAGGGGUACUCCAGUGGAAAACCUUUUUUCUUUUUUUUUUUUUUCUUUUUUUUAAAUCAACUGAGGCCCGAAAGUUGAGCAGAUUUGUAAAUUACUUCUAUUACAAAAUCUGAAACCUUCCAGUACUUAUUUGCUGCUGAAUACUACAGAGGAAAUUCUUUACUUUGUGGAUUUCUUUUCUGUCAUGACCGCAGUGCUCUCUGCUGACAUACCUGUCCAUUUUAGGAACUGUCCAGAGCAGGAGAAAAUCUCUAUAGCAAACAUAUGCUGCUCUGGACAUUUCCUAAAAUGGACAGAGGUGUCAGCAGAGAGCACUGUGGUCAUGACAGAAAAUAAAUCCAAAGGGAAAAGAAUUUCAUCUGUAGUAAACAGCCACUAAUAAGUACUGGAAGGAUUAAGAAUUUUUAAUAGAAGUAAUUUACAAAUAUGUUUAACUUUCUGGCACCAGUUGAUUUAAAAAAAAUAAUUAAAAAAAAAGUUUUCCACCGGAGUACCCCUUUAAUGAAAUUCAGCAGGAAAAAAAUAUAUAUAUUUUUGGGCCAUUUUGUGGAUCAAACAUUUGAACCAAAAUACCACGUGUAUUCUAAGGCUAUGUUGGCCUGGCGGAAUUUAUGCAAUUCCGCUUGGAUUCUGCACUGAAAAGCAGACUGCAGAUUAUCGCUGUCUCGUGGAAUUUGGACGGAAUUCCAGCAGAAUUUCUGUGUGCUCAAAGCACAAAUUGGCUGGCAAAAGUCAAAGCCCUAUUGAGUUCAAUGGGAUUCCACCCUGAAUUCCGCAAAAUUUAAAGACAUGUCUUUAAAUUUGGUGGAAUGCAGAAAUUCUGCAUUGGAAUGUUCACCGCGGAGAUUCUGCUGUGUGAAUGGGACAGCAGAAUCCCACUGAACAUAAUGGGCAAUACAUUUCAGCGGAAUUUCUGGUUGAAUUAUUGUGUGGAAUUCUGCAUGGAAAUUCCACCAAGUGAACAUAGCCUGAGGGGGUCCCCUGCUUGUGACUCUAUGAGCCAGAGUGGGCAGCUGCUAAAUUUCAGUGGUUCCCAUUCUGGCUAAUAAUAAAUAACCACUCAAUGGCCACCAUGUAGGGGUCUAUUCACACAGCGGAAUUUCUGCCUCAAAUAAAAGCCCAAUACACUU
This is a messenger RNA of Hyla sarda, 4713 nucleotides long. RefSeq names its product dishevelled segment polarity protein 1 (gene DVL1). The coding region runs from base 210 to 2330 and encodes 706 amino acids. The record is from RefSeq and is a predicted model, not a curated record. Gene Ontology annotation, cellular component: cytosol. Gene Ontology annotation, biological process: intracellular signal transduction; canonical Wnt signaling pathway. Lineage: Eukaryota; Metazoa; Chordata; Amphibia; Anura; Hylidae. Gene Ontology annotation, molecular function: frizzled binding. The transcript is spliced from 15 exons.